ACAUAUUGUCAGAGAUAAAAUUAUUGUCUGUUAUCGUUUGGUUAAUAUACUGUUCAUAGUCGAGUCUACCAUUUUUGGGCCAGCAGUGUUCAAUAUAUUUUUAAAACAAGACAUUUUAUGCACAAUAUUUGCACAGGCAUAUAUGUGGGCAGCUAAAAAAGUAACCGGGGCCUGUCCCACGUUGUGUCAGCAGGAAGAGUAGAGUGUUGACCGUCCUCUGUUGUAACUGAUGGUGUGUUAUCAACAUAUUUACACCUGUUGAACAGCAUGGAGCGAUUGUAACAUACUUUUUAUACGUAACCAACAGAAGCUGCCAUCAACAGGGAUACAGACGACUCACAAGGAUGUCAGCAAACCGGUGUUUGUACCUAUUUUCUCGGCUUCAACGCCACAUUAACCCUCGGACUGCCCGUAUCGCCGCCAGUAGCUGUCAUGUAUCUUCAGGGUCUGUUUUUUUACAUAAAGAACACCAAGCUGGUUCAGCAGUUUGCAGCAGAAAUGUUUCAUCAAACAGUUCCUCUGCUAAACCCCCGGACACAUCUCUGUUUGUCCCCGUCUCCGUGAAGACGGACAGCUCAGGAGAUGGGGGUGUGGGAGUAGAGCUAACCCAGCCGCUCGAUAAAAGUGAACUGCUAAAAGUCCUGAACAGGUUUUAUAAGAAGAAGGAGAUGCAGAAGCUGGCGGCGGACGGUGGCCUGGAUGCUCGUCUGUUCCACCAAGCCUUCAUCAGCUUCAGGAGGUACGUUCUGGAAAUGACAGCACUCCCUGCAGAUCUGCACAUCAUCCUCAACGACAUCUGCUAUGGAGCAGGUCAUAUAGAUGACAUCUAUCCUUACUUUAUGCGUCAUGCCAAGCAAAUCUUCCCCAUGCUGGACUGCAUGGAAGACCUGCGAAAGAUCUCAGACCUUAGAGUCCCAGCUAACUGGUACCCAGAGGCUCGUGCUAUUGAGAGGAAGGUGGUUUUCCAUGCUGGUCCCACUAACAGCGGUAAAACAUAUCACGCCAUCCAGCGCUUCCUGGCUGCCAAGUCUGGAGUCUACUGUGGCCCCCUGAAGCUGCUGGCCCAUGAGAUCUUUGAGAAAACCAACAAUGCUGGUGUACCAUGUGACCUGGUCACUGGUGAGGAGAGGACCUUCAUGGACUUGGAUGGUCGAGCAGCUGGUCAUGUAGCCUGUACUAUUGAGAUGUGCAGCGUCACCACACCUUAUGAAGUGGCAGUGAUUGACGAAAUUCAAAUGAUCAGAGAUGCUUCCAGAGGCUGGGCCUGGACCAGAGCACUGCUGGGUCUGUGUGCAGAGGAGAUCCAUGUGUGUGGUGAACCUGCAGCCAUAGAUUUUAUCAGAGAGCUGAUGUAUACAACCGGAGAGGAGGUGGAGGUCCGCACCUACCAGCGUUUAACUCCAUUCUCAGUGCUUGAUCACGCUGUGGAGUCAUUAGACAACUUGAGACCAGGAGAUUGUAUCGUCUGCUUCAGCAAAAAUGACAUCUACUCCAUCAGCAGGCAGAUUGAGGCCAGGGGACAAGAGUGUGCUGUUAUUUAUGGGAGCUUACCUCCAGGCACCAAGCUGUCACAGGCCAAGAAGUUCAAUGAUCCUGAUGACCCCUGCAAGAUACUGGUUGCUACAGAUGCAAUUGGGAUGGGCCUUAACCUGAGUAUAAGACGUAUCAUCUUCAACACUCUUGUGAAGCCCAAUGUAAAUGAGAAAGGAGAGAAACAGAUGGAGACCAUCAGCACAUCACAAGCGUUGCAGAUUGCUGGCCGUGCAGGGAGGUUCUCCUCCAAGUUCACAGAGGGGGAAGUCACCACCAUGCACCGAGACGAUCUGCCCAUUCUUAAAGAAAUACUCAGCUUCUCUGUAGAGCCCAUAGAGACUGCAGGUCUACAUCCUACAGCAGAGCAAAUAGAGAUGUUUGCCUAUCAUCUACCUGAUGCUUCACUGUCAAACCUUAUUGACAUCUUUGUCAGCCUCUCCCAGGUGGAUGGGAUGUAUUUCGUCUGCAACAUCGACGACUUCAAGUUUCUGGCUGACAUGAUUCAGCACAUCCCGCUCAACCUGAGGUCCCGCUACGUCUUCUGUACCGCUCCCAUCAACAAGAAGCAACCUUUUGUGUGCACCUCCUUCCUGAAGUUUGCUCGUCAAUUCAGUCGAGAUGAACCUCUAACAUUUGACUGGAUCUGCCGCCAUGUCAGCUGGCCUCUGGCUGCCCCCAAAAACAUCAAAGACCUGGUUCACCUGGAGGCUGUUCAUGAUGUUUUAGAUCUUUACCUCUGGUUAAGCUAUCGUUUCAUGGACAUGUUUCCAGACACGGCGUUAGUUAGAGAAAUCCAGCGGGAACUUGAUGACAUCAUUCAACAAGGCGUACGAAACAUCACCCGUCUCAUCAAGGCCACCGACCCGAACAUCACCGACCCCCUGAACACACAGAGCAGCAGGCGCGGAAGGACCGCCGGAACUCAUGGAGCUGCUAGCAAUAGCUAUUUGAUGAGCAGCAAAAGUCUAAGGGGACAAAGAGGCUCAGGAGAAAAGGAGAGCUCUCUCGCUGGUCGGCUGGUGAGAGACGGGUUGUUAACUCCUGACCUUCUCCGUCAGCUGCAGAGAGAGUGGCUGGAAGACAAAAAGCCGGAGUCCACCAAUCAGAGCGCACUACAUACAGAUGAUUACAAUGAUAACGGCAAAGGGAAAAGGAAGAAGAAAAAGAAAUGAAGAGGAAGACGAUGAUGUGUUAGUCAACGUAAAGAAGCUAAGAUGUCUCAGUGGAGAUCAUAGAUUGGACUGAUGCAACAACACAUGAUCUAAAUCUUGGAUGAGAUGUGGAGGUUUGUUUUAAAUUAAGGAUUUAAAGCAUUUAAAUUGGAUCUAAUUACGCUAAAAGCACUUAAAGUAUCAAAAAUAAUGAGAGUCUGGGACAAUGUGAGUAUGAUCAGUCGAGAUACACCUGAGAUUAACAACAAAAAACAGCAUACCAGUAGAAUAUAACAAAUAACAACUCGAGCUGGACAGAAAGUCCAGUUUAUGUAGGUAACUGUAACCAUGACGCUUUUUUUGGCACUGUGAAAGGAUCAGGGACCCAAUCAGACUUUUUCCGACAGAAGCAUGAGCAUACAAUGAGUCAGAAUCACUGAGAAUGGCUUGAAUCAUCCAUAGAAGUUUAACUUGUUCAACAAGAAACUGACAAACAACAUGGUUUAACCAAAUAUUGGAUUAGAGAGUCAUGCAGUGCUGUGAAUGUGGUUUCAGAAGCAUUUUGAUCAGUGAGCAUUUUAAACUGUCCUCUGUGUGAGUGUACUUGAGAGUAAAACGUCUGAACAGCAUGAGUUGGAUCUGACGUAUCUUGAAACGUGAGCAGUUUGAUAAACUCUAAGAGCUCAGCAUUGUUGAUGCUCGGUGUAUUGUAUAUACAGAUGGCAUAUUUUUCUUGUUUUAAUCGAUUAAAAGCGAUUAUGUUUUAAA
Molecule: messenger RNA, 3452 nt
Organism: Notolabrus celidotus (New Zealand spotty)
Lineage: Eukaryota; Metazoa; Chordata; Actinopteri; Labriformes; Labridae
Gene: supv3l1
Product: SUV3-like helicase
Exons: 16
Coding region: 345-2705 (786 amino acids)
Biological process (GO): mitochondrial RNA 3'-end processing; RNA catabolic process
Cellular component (GO): mitochondrial degradosome
Molecular function (GO): ATP binding; RNA helicase activity; hydrolase activity, acting on acid anhydrides
Source: RefSeq, a predicted model, not a curated record